Molecule: messenger RNA, 2031 nt
Organism: Anoplopoma fimbria (sablefish)
Lineage: Eukaryota; Metazoa; Chordata; Actinopteri; Perciformes; Anoplopomatidae
Product: cyclin-dependent kinases regulatory subunit 1
Exons: 4
Coding region: 124-360 (78 amino acids)
Biological process (GO): regulation of mitotic cell cycle
Cellular component (GO): cyclin-dependent protein kinase holoenzyme complex; SCF ubiquitin ligase complex
Molecular function (GO): histone binding; cyclin-dependent protein serine/threonine kinase activator activity; protein kinase binding
Source: RefSeq, a predicted model, not a curated record
UAGCAAACAUUCGAGAGGGAAACAAAGAGGGAAGAACAUCCUGCAACUGUUGGACGUAAAGAAACCUGGAGUAAUUAGCUUUUUCUAAUCAGGAUACUUUGGCAAUCAUAUAAGGGCUCCGUCAUGUCUCACAAACAGAUCUACUACUCUGAUAAAUAUGACGAUGAAAAAUACGAGUACAGGCAUGUAAUGCUACCCAAAGACAUUGCAAAGCGUGUACCCAAGACCCAUUUGAUGUCGGAGACCGAGUGGAGGAACCUGGGGGUCCAGCAGAGCCAAGGAUGGGUGCAUUACAUGAUCCACCAGCCAGAGCCACACAUCUUGCUGUUCCGGCGCCCUCUUCCCUGUCAAAAGUCAUAAAGGGAGACAAACUCUAAGUCCUUGGAAGAUCAGUCCUACUUGCCACAGAUCAACUCAUCAAAACAGGAAUCAUGCUGUCAGAUUACCAAACUCUUGUGUGGUAGGUGACUUGUGAUUGGGGCUGAUCACGUUGGACCUGGAGAAGUACUAUGACAUUUAUGAACAGUGGUUGUGGAAUGGAGUAUGCCUUGAAGGGGGGAGAAAAAAAAAUCACAAUUCUCUUUGGGGAAAAGACUUCUUCAUGUGAUAACAGCGAAACGCCGUCAGCCAGAAAACCUUCAUAUCUGCUUACACGGUCUUUUUGACUCACACCUAUCUGUCAGACUUGCUGAACUUGCUUGGAUAUUCCAGCUUUUUAGAACAAUUGUUAAAAGAUGUGGUGAGUGAAACUUGUUCAAACAUUUGAGUGACUCUUACGGAGUGUUUUUCUGGGUCAGGCUCGGGUCACAAGCCAGACAGAAUAGCUGGAUCCUAAAUGUAAGUUUGACUCUAAAACAUCAAACUGCGGCUUUAAGUGACAUGUUGCUGCUUGGUUUAAUUGACACUGAAAAUUGGCAUUUAACCCUUUUUUUUGUCAUGUGCAUGAAAAGCCGCAUAGAUAAGAGUCACCAAGCAACUAUUUUUGAUCCGUUUUUCUUCCGUAAGAGCAUAUUAUAUUAGUUUUGCCCUACUUUUAAACAAAUCCUUUGGAUGUCAGAGCGACUGUACUAGUGAGCUGCUCAGUAUUUAUGAAUGUGUUGCCCUUACUGAAAUAAAUGUAAACGUUUAAAUCUUUACCCUGGCAGGUUUUAGGGUUAACCGCUACUGUCCCAUUACACAGAGCCACUUGACACAAAAUGAAAAUGGAUGUAAGAAUAAGAGUGAGGGAGAAAGGCGGUUGAUUGCAGACACCACCCAAAAAAGCUCUUAUUAAAAAAAAGAAAACCUGAACCCUCGAAUGGGACGAUGGAAAGCCAAUAGCAUUUGUUUCAGAUUUUGGUGUUGAAUACUAUUGCUGAAAGGCACUUCUUUUCACUGUCUUACUCGUUCUCAAUACGUGCACCCACUCUGACAUGUCUGUGUUUACCUUCUGUCUCUAUUUACUUCCACAUACUGAGCUGCUCUGCUGCCACUGAGGCUAAAACUUUGCCUUGAAUAAUUGUUCUUUGAACUUGUGCCUUGUUUGUAAGGUGUGCUUUUGUUCACUUCUCACUGAAUUUGUUUUUAUAUUGUAUAGCUCUAUUCUACCCUCCAGAAUUAUUAAAAGAAUGCAAUCAAAGUGAUGAUGCAUUUAAUCUUUAAAUGAAACAACUGAUAUGAAAUGUGUUGGAUGACAUCCCUGUACCUUUUGUUGGGUAAUCUGGAAAAUAAUACUAGAUUAACACAGACAGCGUGUGGGAUUGAUAAAGCCCCAUGUUGAGCUGUAACAUUAUGUCGCUGCAUCAAAAUGGAAAUGUUUACUUAACAGUGUUUGCCAAGUUUUUACUCUAACACCUAUUUGUCAGGACUAGCAAAUUUACCAAAACUUUUUCUAUAACUUGGUGUGUAUCCCUUGAUGUAGUGUGGUGCAAACACAAGUCCACCAGAUAGCAGCUAAACUUCUUAACUGCACCCUUGCUCUUCACUGUUUCCUAUCUGUCAACCUGUAAAAUAAAAGGAAACUGCCACAAAAAAAUUGCACAUAGGAAAUGU